GUGUACAGUCCGGGUCAAUAAAACUUCUGUUUGAUCCAUCCAAGACUCACAAUCCCUGACUGUACACUUAACCAGUGCUUCGGUAUCGAUCCGUUAAAGAUACACGUUAUCACACUUUUUACCUGUAUCGCGUGUUUUAUUUUAGAUCAGGAAAUAUGUUUAAAGUUAAACAUCUGAACUUCGCUUUAUCGGCUCUGCUGGCGCUCGUGUUACUGUCUGAUAACACAGAACAAUCUGAAUUCUGCAAUGAAGCUGAAAACUGCGAUCUAUGGACUGAAACACCUCACAAGAGUCCUACAGAUGCUGUAGUAACAUAUAAGCAGUUGAAACACAUGUUAUCCUCUGGAAGGGUCCAGCUCUUUGAUGUGCGUGAACCUGAUGAGCUUGAAUCAGGGUUUAUUUCAGGGGCCGCUAAUAUUCCACUGGGAGAGGUGGAUCAGGCCCUAAAACUGAACCCAGAUCAGUUUAAAGAGCGGUACGGAGUCCCAAAGCCUUCGACAGAGGACACAGACUUUGUACUUUAUUGCCAGAGAGGACGCCGCAGUCUUGAUGCACUGGAAACAGCUUGGGCUUUGGGCUACACCAGGGCUCGACAUUACGCUGGUGGAUAUAAUGAAUGGAUUCAAGCCGAGUCUGAACUUUAAACGGUCUGAACCUGACCAUGCACAUUGAAACACACAUCAUGACUGAAACUUCAACAGCCUUUGAGCAUUUCAAUGGCUAACUACAUAUAUCACAGAUGUGUUCAUAUAUUUUUUCAAAGCUUUAUGUUUAUGAUAUUUGGUUGUGAAGAAGAACUGCUGAUGAUUGAGAGUUUGACAGCUCAUUGUGUGAAAGAUCAUUCUGUGAACUUUUAAGUUGAUUUUUAAAGAUGUGAGCUUUUUUAUAGAUGGUUUAUAAAAAUAAAUGCUCUAAUUUAUUUAAAAUGCUCUAAUGUCAUUCUUUAAAAAACAGCAUUGUUUGUUUCAUAAUUUAUUUUUAGUAUAAGUUGUUGGUAGAUGUUACAGUUUUAAACACGGACAACAAAGUGUCUUCUUGCGUUAUAUUGACCUCCUCACAGAUCUUCUGUGUGAUUUCCUUUAAGAAGAAGAUAAAUGUGUUGUGUUAUUAGCCUCU
Molecule: messenger RNA, 1116 nt
Organism: Misgurnus anguillicaudatus (oriental weatherfish)
Lineage: Eukaryota; Metazoa; Chordata; Actinopteri; Cypriniformes; Cobitidae
Product: thiosulfate:glutathione sulfurtransferase
Source: RefSeq, a predicted model, not a curated record